This is a messenger RNA of Nycticebus coucang (slow loris), 7459 nucleotides long. RefSeq names its product mannosidase alpha class 2A member 2 (gene MAN2A2). Gene Ontology annotation, biological process: mannose metabolic process; protein deglycosylation; N-glycan processing. NCBI's taxonomy places the organism in Eukaryota, Metazoa, Chordata, Mammalia, Primates, Lorisidae. The transcript has 21 exons. Gene Ontology annotation, cellular component: Golgi membrane. Gene Ontology annotation, molecular function: alpha-mannosidase activity; carbohydrate binding. The record is from RefSeq and is a predicted model, not a curated record. Bases 1447 to 4704 code for a protein of 1085 amino acids.
AGCGGGGCGGAGCGGCCGUGGGCAGACGCCGGCUGCGGGCAGGGGCUGCGCAGGCCGACCUUCCAUUAGCACCGCUGGGCACGCUGUCCCCGCCCGCACGCGCUCGGCCUGCGGCGUGAGAGGCUGGCGGGCGGGCGCCGGGGCGGCGAGUGGGGGGCGCCCGCCUGGGCCUGCGUUGCUGCUUGCGCGCGGCCGUCGCCCCUGGGCAUGUGAGGGCAGCAGCUUGGCCGGCGGAGCCCGGAGCGGCGCAGAGGCUUUCGCGGACAAGUAACGGGCCUGGCGGGUGGGAAGAGCGGGCUCUGGCUGCCCAGCCGCGGCAGGCCCUGGACGGCUGGAGCGCGAGCGCCGCUGCAGGGCCGAAGGAGGCCAGAGAGGGCGGGAAGCUAGACUGGGUAGCUGUAGUUAGGGUCUCCGGGGCUGGCAGAGACGGGAGGGUCGGAACAGGGUUGGGCGGGCGGCAGGUGCCUGCCCUCCGGCGAGAUCCAGCUCUCUCCUGGGCUCCACCCACCUUGGCCUGCACACCCAGUUCCAAGGGCUAAAAAUAUUGCCCCAGGCUCCUGAGCGUAAUCAGAUCGCGCUAAGUAGGGCAAGAGGCAGAGGCCACCAAGCUCCCGACCGGCAAAGCCACCUCUGGAGUGCGGUCCGCCUACAUCCCACGCGGCAGGUUAGUGGCCUGGGGCGGUGGGGCCAGUCUUCUGAAGUUGCCCCACUCCCUGGCAGCCGUGCCUGGGCCUGUCCCUGGGCAGGGGAUCUUCAGUAGUAUUGUGGGCUUUCCAGGGGCCCCUCGAUGUCCUGUAGAUUGCAGCUGGAAGUUUCCCACUGCAGGAAACAGUACACUCACGGGGAGAACACACAGGACUCGCUUUAUGUUAAAAACAUAGGCAUUGUUCUUCUUUUUUUAAAAAAAGAAACUCAUUCUGUGUUUCUUGCUGAGAGAGGGCCGGUACCAGGCACUGCUUUAUGUGAGGACCAGCCUGAUGCCAGAAGAGGGGUUUCUCUUUGGGCUCUGGCUGUAUCUUUUAAUCAAACAAAAUAGUGAUUUUCAUUCAUCUGAAAGGAGAAACACAUGGCCCAGGAGCCUAAGCAUUUACCUUCUUUCCACAGUACUGGUUGUUAUGCUGCAAAAUUAUAAGCAACCACAUGUUGUAGUCAGGUGAACUCUGCAGCCAGAGCUGAGACUCUUGUUAUCCUGCCCCCCCCCCUUUUCUUUUAAAUAACAUCAGCUGGAGAGCAUCAUCUCCACGUAGGGGCAGAGCUGCCACCAGGACUGGUCCUAAAUGUAAGUCUUGACCAAGACAAUAAAAUAAAGGUUGGGUCAUGACCCACAUUGGAGUCCGGCAUCCUUAGGAACAACCCUCAGGAAUUCACUGGGGCAACCAACAAAGGGAUUUUGCGUGCUGGAGCUACUGAGGGUGUCUUUCUUGCCAGGUGUGUGUGGAGGCUAGGAUGAAGCUGAAAAAGCAGGUGACAGUGUGUGGGGCUGUCAUCUUCUGUGUGGCAGUCUUCUCCCUCUACCUCAUGCUGGACAGGGUGCAGCACGAUCCCACCCGACAUCAGAAUGGUGGGAACUUCCCCCGGAGCCAAAUUUCUGUGCUCCAAAACCGCAUUGAGCAGCUGGAGCAGCUGUUGGAGGAGAACCAUGAGAUCAUCAGCCACAUCAAGCACUCUGUGCUGGAGCUCACGGCCAAUGCAGAGGGCCCGCCUGCCCUGCUGCCCUACUACACGGCAAAUGGCUCCUGGGUGGUACCACCAGAGCCCCGGCCCAGCUUCUUCUCCAUCUCUCUUCAGGACUGCCAGUUUGCUUUAGGGAGCCGGGGCCAGAAGCCAGAGCUGCAGAUGCUUGCUGUGUCAGAGGAAUUGCCGUUUGACAAUGUGGAGGGCGGUGUGUGGAGACAAGGCUUUGACAUCUCCUAUGGUCCACAUGACUGGGAUGCUGAGGAUCUGCAGGUGUUUGUGGUUCCCCACUCCCACAACGAUCCAGGCUGGAUCAAGACCUUUGAUAAGUACUACACAGAGCAGACCCAACACAUUCUCAAUAGCAUGGUGUCCAAGCUGCAAGAGGACCCCCGGCGACGCUUCCUCUGGGCAGAAGUCUCCUUCUUUGCCAAGUGGUGGGACAACAUCAGUGCCCAAAAGAGAGCAGCAGUCCGCAGGUUGGUGGGAAACGGGCAACUGGAGAUUGCCACAGGAGGCUGGGUGAUGCCCGAUGAGGCCAACUCCCACUACUUUGCACUGAUUGACCAACUCAUUGAAGGACACCAGUGGUUAGAGAGAAACCUUGGUGCAACCCCACGCUCUGGCUGGGCAGUGGACCCCUUUGGACACAGCUCCACCAUGCCCUACCUGCUGCGCCGUGCCAACCUGACCAGCAUGCUGAUCCAGAGGGUGCAUUAUGCCAUCAAGAAGCACUUCGCUGCCACCCACAGCCUGGAGUUCAUGUGGAGGCAGACGUGGGACCCAGACUCCAGCACAGACAUCUUCUGCCACAUGAUGCCCUUCUACAGCUACGACAUCCCUCACACCUGUGGUCCAGACCCCAAGAUCUGCUGCCAGUUUGAUUUCAAACGCCUACCUGGUGGGCGCAUCAACUGCCCUUGGAAGGUGCCACCCCGGGCCAUCACGGAGGCCAACAUAGCAGAGAGGGCAGCCCUGCUCCUGGACCAGUACCGGAAGAAAUCCCGGCUGUUCCGAAGCAAUGUCCUUCUGGUGCCUCUUGGUGAUGACUUCCGAUAUGACAAGCCGCAGGAAUGGGAUGCCCAGUUCUUUAACUACCAGCAGCUUUUUGACUUCUUCAGUAGCAGGCCUGACCUCCACGUGCAGGCCCAGUUUGGUACCCUCUCUGACUAUUUUGACGCCCUGUACAAGAGGACAGGGGUGGAGCCAGGGGCCCAGCCUCCAGGGUUUCCUGUGCUGAGCGGGGAUUUCUUCUCCUAUGCGGACCGGGAGGAUCAUUACUGGACAGGCUACUAUACUUCCCGCCCCUUCUACAAGAGCUUAGACCGUGUUCUGGAAGCCCACCUACGGGGGGCAGAGAUUCUGUAUAGCCUGGCUGUGGCUCACGCCCGCCGCUCUGGACUGGCUGGCCAGUACCCACUGUCUGACUUUACCCUUCUGACGGAGGCUCGGCGCACCCUGGGGCUCUUCCAGCACCACGACGCCAUCACAGGCACUGCCAAGGAGGCAGUGGUAGUGGACUACGGGGUCAGGCUUCUGCGCUCACUUGUCAGCCUGAAGCGGGUCAUCGUCAACGCAGCCCACUACCUGGUGCUGGGGGACAGGGGGGCCUACCACUUUGACCCAGAGGUGCCCUUCCUCCAAAUGGAUGAUACUCGCUUAAGUCACGAUGCCCUGCCGGAGCGCACAGUGAUCCAGCUAGAUUCCUCACCCAGGUUUGUGGUGCUGUUCAACCCUCUGGAGCAGGAGCGGCUCAGUGUGGUGUCCCUGCUGGUUAACUCACCCCAUGUUCGUGUCCUUUCGGAAGAUGGUCAGCCUCUAGCUGUGCAGAUUGGCAUGCAUUGGAGCUCUGCCACUGAGGUGGUCCCUGAUGUCUUCCAGGUGUCUGUGCCCAUCCGCCUGCCAGCCUUGGGCCUGGGCGUGCUGCAGCUGCACCUGGGACUGGAUGGGCACCGCACACUGCCCUCCUCUGUGCGUGUCUACCUACAUGGCCGGCAGCUGUCUAUCCGCAGGCACGAAGCAUUCCCUCUCCGCAUCGUGGAAUCUGCCUCCAGUGACUUCGCCCUCAGCAACCGCUACAUGCAGGUCUGGUUCUCAGGCCUUACUGGGCUCCUCAAGAGCAUCCGAAGGGUGGAUGAGGAGCCAGAGCAGCAGGUGGACAUGGAAUUCCUUGUCUACGGCACCCGUGCGUCCAAAGACAAGAGUGGAGCUUACCUCUUCCUGCCUGAUGGUGAGGCCAAGCCCUACGUCUCCAAGGAGCCCCCAGUGCUUCGUGUCACUGAAGGCCCCUUCUUCUCAGAGGUGGCUGUGUACUAUGAACACGUUCACCAGAUGGUCCGUCUUUAUAAUGUGCCAGGGGUGGAGGGUCUGUCUCUGGAUGUGUCUUUGCUGGUGGACAUCCGGGAUUAUGUUAACAAGGAGCUGGCCCUGCGCGUCCACACGGACAUUGAGAGCCAGGGUACCUUCUUCACGGAUCUCAAUGGCUUUCAGGUGCAGCCUCGGCGGUAUCUGAAGAAGCUGCCCCUGCAGGCCAAUUUCUACCCCAUGCCAGUCAUGGCCUACAUCCAGGAUGCACAGAAGCGCCUCACGCUGCACACGGCCCAGGCCCUGGGUGUCUCUAGCCUCAGAGAUGGCCAGCUGGAGGUGAUUCUGGACCGGCGCCUGAUGCAGGAUGACAACCGGGGUUUAGGGCAAGGGCUCAAGGACAACAAGAGGACCCACAGCAGCUUCCGCCUGCUAUUGGAACGGCGAGCCACAGGCAUUGAGGAUGACACCUUGCCUUCAGCAGAGACAGCACUCCUCUUGCACCGCAAGGGUUUUGACUGCGGCCUCGAGGCUAAGAACUUGGGCUUCAACUGUACUACAAGCCAAGGCAAGGUAGCCCUGGGCAGCCUUUUCCAUGGCCUGGAUGUGGUGUUCCUGCAGCCAACCUCCCUGACAUUGCUGUACCCUCUUGCCUCGCCCUCCAAUAGCACUGAUGUCUAUCUGGAACCUAUGGAGAUUGCCACCUUUCGCCUCCGCUUGGGUUAGGGUUCCCUGUGGCCUGAAGACAAAGUUCAUCUGCAGAGACUGCCUGUUAACACUGUGGUUGGGCUGGACAGUCACAUUGGGUACCAUGUCCCAAUUUGCUUCCCAGAGCUGUCACAGACUGGGCUCUGCCUGCAUUUUCUGUUUAUUGUUGCUUCUCUAUUUGGGGGCAACCCAUAAGCCCAGUGAUGGGUAAAUGGGGCAGAUGCCAGUGAGAUCAGGGAGGAAAGGCCCUUGGUAAGAGCAGGCUGUGCCAGACUGUGCUUUGGGUGGUAAGAGACCACCCAGCUGGGCACAGGCCCAAGCACUCACCCUUUUCCCAAAGGGAAUGUAGGAGACGCCGAGGCAGACAGAAGAGGUGAGGAAGGCCACAUGGGUAACCACCCCAUACAAGGUCUUCCUGGGCAAGAGCUGCCUCUAGGGAAACCCUGUGGUUAUGUAGACUUCAUGCUUCAUCAGUAAGGCCAGAGCAACUCUGGAAGAGGGGGCUAGGGACCCAGAGUUACAGGGGGUAGAGAAGUGGAAGGCAUCCGUGUUUCUCCUGAUAGUGCAAAGCCCUUGCUGUCUCUGUGAUGGCUCCACUCCCAGUGCCAUCUGGCUCUGGCUGGGGGCUGCAGAGAGGCAGAAAGGACUCAACUGCAGACUGUCAUGGCCAGAGAUCAGAGAACACUGCAGGUAUCAAAGCCCUAUGGGGAGCUGGGCACAUGUCCUGUGCAUUGAUUUGUGACCCUCUUUGGCCCUGUACUCUGCACACCGCGAUCCCCAAGAGCUGCUUCUUACCAGGGGGUUAGUCCUACUUCUUCACUUGGAAAGAAAGUGAAUCCUCCAAGACCACAUGUGCUUAGGUGGCUUGAGAGAAAGCUUUCAAUUCCUGGUGCAGGAGAUGAGGGGUAUGAGAGUACAUUAGGAAGAAGUAUGGCUGCUAAUGAGCCCUCACUGCAGCUUUGAUUAAUAGAAAAACAUUAAUGAUACUCUAUAGAUGCUGGGAAGAUACUUCGAAAAAUUUAAAGCCCAACCCUUAUUAAAACUCUUAGUAAAUUAAGUCUAGAAAGAAACAUCCUAAUUUAGAACAAAAUCUCUCUCAGAAAAGAAGUUACUGGCAUUCUAGAGUCAAACACCACAGGCAUUCCCAUUAAAGUCAGAACCUAGCCAAAGGCAUGCUAUUAUUUAGCAAUGUCCCGGCACUACUACUCCUGCAAUAAGGCAGAUGACAUAGACCAGAAGAAUUAUAUUUGUCAUUGUAGACAAUAAACUGCCUACCUGUAAACUCUAAGAGAAGCAGCUGAAGACUUAUUAAGAAUGUUCUCUAAAUUGACCCAAUGAUAUUACACAUCAUGUUUGUGUAAAGAUUUUGGUUCUUCCCAAAUCAGCUGAUAAAUUCAAUGUACUUCCAGUGAGAUUGGAUAUUUUUGGAAUUUGCCAGGUUCUAAAGUAAAUUUGGAAGAGUAAAUGUGUAAGAAUACUAAGACAAUGCCGAAUGAUAAAGAGUUGGCUAUUGCUGCUAAGGUGGGGAAGAGGCACUCUUGCUACCAGAUUUCCCAAAGAGAAAUGUUUUCAACACAAAAUAAUCAAUAUAGGCUCAGAGCCCAUAGCUUGGUGGUUAGGGUGCCAGGUAGGAUCAAGCCCAGCCCUAGCCUGCUAAACAAUGACAACUGCACCAACAAAAAAUAGCCGGGCAUUGUGGCAGCUGCCUGUAGUCUCAACUACUUGGGAGGCUAAGGCAAGAGAAUUGCUUAAGCCCAAGAGUUUGAGAUUGCUGUGAGCUGUGACAACACAGCACUCUACUGGGGGUGAUAAAGUGAGGCUGUGUCCCUCCUCCCCCCAAAAAAUAAUCAAUAUACCAAUUUGGCAUAUUUGGGGAUGAAAUGUCCUUUACUGCUUCAAUAUUUUGUAAAAAGAUUCGCAUAUGAAAAAAGUAUCAGUAAGUUCUGAGUGGGAAGCCUAUAUUAAUCUCUAUUCCUUCUAAGAAUAGAUAUAAUCUUUUAAAAUAUUUAGUCCGGGGCAGUGGCUGAUGCCUGUAAUCCUGAAACUUUGGAAGGCCAAGGCGGGUCCAUCACUUGACCUCAGUAGUUUGAGACCAGCCUGAGCAAGAGAGAAACCUUGUCUUCUACUAAAAAUAGAAAAACUAGCUGAGCAUUGUGGUGGGUGUCUGUAGUCCCAGCUGCUCAGGAGGCUGAAGCAGGAGGAUCAUUUGAGCCCAAGAGUCUGAAGUUGUUGUGAGCUAUAUAAUGCCAUGGUACUCUACCCAAGGUGACAGAGUAAGACUGUCUCAAAAAAAGGAAUUAUUUUUUCAGAAAAAUAAUAAAUACAAUUAUAGUAUUUUUUUUAAAUGAGGGGGGUUAGAAAAAGGGAAAAAGAAAGAAAACCUGGAAAUCAGGCAAGUCCAUGGUUAUGACUUUUAAUACAACAGCAAUAGAUACUCAAGGCAACCAGGGAUAUCUUUGUUAUCAUUCUAAUCCUCUUCCAGCUUAACAAAAGCCAAAGUGUAUAUUGUAAAUUGUGAGGUGCCCUACCCUCACAGACUUAAGGUGGUAAUAGCAGGAAUGUGUUCAUGUUAAUAUCCUAAUGUUGAUGGUGGUAUUUCAGUUAUGUUGGAACAUUUCUCUAAAUACCAAAGUAUUUAGGGGUGAUUACAUCACCAGACUACAUCUGAUCAACGAAUUCUGGCUCAGGAGAAAAUACUUGUCCAAAUACUUCCAAAUUUUCUGUAAAUUUCUGAUUGUUUAAAAUCAUUAUUGAAUUAAAGAAAUAUAUACUA